This is a messenger RNA of Trichosporon asahii var. asahii CBS 2479, 1095 nucleotides long. RefSeq names its product cysteine synthase. Bases 1 to 1095 code for a protein of 364 amino acids. The record is from RefSeq and is a predicted model, not a curated record. The transcript is spliced from 2 exons. Gene Ontology annotation, cellular component: cytoplasm. Gene Ontology annotation, molecular function: cysteine synthase activity; pyridoxal phosphate binding. Lineage: Eukaryota; Fungi; Basidiomycota; Tremellomycetes; Trichosporonales; Trichosporonaceae.
AUGUUCCGCUCAGUGCUCGCCCCCCUCUCGCGUUCCGCGCGCACGUACGCCUCCCAGGCGACCGCCCUCGCCCCCGGUGCGGUCGAGGGCUUUGUCGGCGCCGUCGGCAACACCCCUCUUCUUCACCUGAAGAAGGUCUCCGACGAGGUUGGCGCGAACAUCUACGCCAAGGCCGAGUUCAUGUCUCCCGGCGGUUCGAUCAAGGACCGCGCCGCUCUCUUCCUCGUCAAGGACGCCGAGGAGAAGGGCCAGCUGAAGCCCGGCGGCACCGUCGUCGAGGGCACGGCGGGCAACACGGGUAUCGGUCUGGCUCACGUCUGCCGUGCGCGCGGCUACAAGUGCGUCAUCUACAUGCCCGACACGCAGUCGCAGGAGAAGAUCGACCUCCUGCGCAUGCUCGGUGCCGACGUCCGCCCGGUCCCCGCCGUCGCCUUUGACAACGAGAUGAACUACAACCACCAGGCGCGCCGUUACGCCGAGUCGCUCGACAACGCCGUGUGGACCAACCAGUUCGACAACACUGCCAACCGCGGCGCGCACAUUGCUACCACGGGCCCCGAGAUCUGGGAGCAGACGGGCGGAAACCUCGACGCCUUCAUCUGCGCUACGGGCACGGGCGGUACGCUCGCCGGCAUCACGCGGUACCUCGUUGAGAAGUCGGGCGGCAAGGUCGAGUCGUACCUCGCCGACCCGCCCGGAUCGGUCCUCUUCAACCUUGUCGAGAACGGCAAGCUCGCUCGCGAGGGUAACGGCUCCAUCACCGAGGGCAUCGGACAGGGCCGCGUCACCGAGAACCUUAAGCCGGACCUCGAGCUGCUCUCGGGCGCUAUCCACGUUCCCGAUAGCGAGACUAUCAAGAUGGUCUACCGCCUGCUUGACGAGGAGGGACUGUACGUCGGUGCUUCGUCUGCGCUCAACGUCGUUGCCGCUCGCGAGCUCGCCCGCAAGAAGGGCCCCGGAUCCACCGUCGUCUCCAUCCUCUGCGACGGCGCGCACCGAUACCAGGCCCGCCUCUUCUCCCGCGUCUGGCUUGAGAGCAAGGGCCUCAUUGACGCCAUCCCGGAGCACCUCCGCCACUACAUCGUCCUCCCCUAG